CACAUAUAUAUAUAUAUAUAUAUAUAUAGAUACAUACAUAUAUAUAUAUAUCCAGAGUUCGCUGUGGUUACUUCUACGUAUCAUUUUUGUACCGGUGCUUCAAACAGGCGUACCAGAAAGCAUUUGUUUUUUACGUAAAUAACGAUCCGCACAUAUUAAAGUAAACGAAUCUGUUUGUUUUUUUUCAACUAUUUCGAACCUCGAAAUACUGGGCAGUACGGCUAAGUAUUUUAAUUUCGUGCUGUAUGCUCUCCAAGGCACUAAACUGCUUAGAGUCGAAGGAGAUAGAGUCAUCGUUCUCGCACGAUGGUUAUUACAUAUCUUAAGAUAUAAGAGCUGAUGAGAUGCACCUGUUUAUGUACAAAGACUCAUGCUUCUCAGAACGGCGUAGUAAGCUAUUAUACAACACUAGCUCUAGAGUUAGUUUUGUAUAAUGAGAAGCAUGAGCCUUUUUACAUAACUGGUACACCCUACAGCUCUUUCCAUGUUUUACAUAUAACUUGCCGUAUAUUUUACAUCUACAUAAAGAAGUGUAUAAUCUGCAUAGCAUUUAUUUUUCUAUGAUAGUGAAGGCAAAUACCAGGUGAUGUAUUUAAUUUCUUUGCAUUAGCGACUAGGUCUUACCGUCUUUCUCCGUCUUACCGUGUUGUCACCGUCGUAUUGACUAGCAGUAAUAAUAAUGAUAAAAGUUUUUUUUUAUUUUGAGUAUAUAUAUUAUGUCGAGUAUCUAAAAUCUGCAGAAUCACUCUGCUGAAAGAACAGGCUGCGACCUUGAAGGUGCUAAUUUCUAUCUGGCAUGUGACAUAAGCAAAUCUGAAAUCUUAAUGCUUUUAAUGCUAUCGCUUAGUUGUAAAUAUUAGAAAGUAGCUCUCUCGAGGGUUCAAAUUGGGACAGAACUCUAGAAAGAAAUCAAACUAUAUUUCACAGUUUGAUUUCUUUCUAGAGUUAUUUUGUUUUUAUUUUUAUUAUUUUUUGUUAUUAAUUAUUAAUUUCUUUUGUAUUUAUUCGUUUUUGAACACGUUCAUAUAACAGCCAAAAAUAGUCGUCAAAGAAAGUGUCGACAGCCAAAAAUAAAAAUCGAAAUAGGAAAAUACGAUAAACUUAUAAAAAAAAACACUCUUUUUGGUAUUUGCAUUUUAAUUGGAAUUACCUCAUUGAUGUUAUUUGGUUAAAAACAAAAGGUUACAUGCUACUUAGAAAGGUAAACAAGAAAAAUCCGAAUUUCUAUCAUGGAAGCGUAUAUGUAUUAUGGAAAGAUAUAUACGCAAAUUCGGAACGUGUGAAUCUUCAUUUCUUAGAAUUUUCGAAAAAGUUUUUUUUAGAAGAAAAGUUAACGCACGAAACGCAUGAAAAAUAAACUGGUUUCGAGCGCCACUUGCAGGGCAGUCAUGAACAGAGCAGAUGUUUCGCAAUUGACUUUCGAUACCAAUGCAGCUUUUAUCAUAUGCCAUAGGUGCGCUGAUUUUACUGAAAUUUUACCGACAAGCACAGAUCUAAAAUGCCGGUUGAUACCGGGUGGUGCCUGUCGCGUACACAAAAGGUUAUUUCGCUUAUACAUAGACGGCCAAUUGUUUCCGUCAUAGCAAUGGUAUGAACUACCUAAUCGAGCCGUAAAACUCGACGCCAAUGGCAGCGUUAGUGCUUGCGCGUCGAAUUAGUCCAGCAUCCAGAAAACAUCGAAAAAAUGAAAAAUGCUGACGUUGCAGACUACAGUUUUAUGGACCCCAUACUGUAGGAAGGGUUCCUUCACAGCAAGCGGUUGUCACAUAGGAACAAUCUUAUUAUCAUAUGGUCGAAAUACACACCUUUCUCUGGCUGACAAGAGCCACGUGUUUUCGGUUCAGUCGCGACACGUAUACACGACAACUAUGAUUAAAUUAAGAACAACAAAAUACACGUUAUGCUUACCAAGUAACGUACUCUCAAAUAAAAGUAUGGUAAUCUCCACGUAAUUUUCGGUGGAAAUAAUAUAUAUAAUAUUUACAAUUACAUGUAGGGUAUCAUCAACAUUUCGCGCAACACACAGGCUACUUCAAAUGUUCUUCAUAAUGAUUUCAGUGAACUGUCGAAAUUGCUUAUGUUUCAGUGUCAGAUGGCGAUAUUCUUUACUGAUAGAUAAUCGCUUUUUUGUGUACAAACAAUUUUCCUCGCAAAUAGCCGAGCGCCGGCAGUUUCACUUACUCCAGCGGAGUAAACCAGGUUACGAGAAAGAAGUUUCAUCCGAAUUAGAUAGCGUUCUUUUGAAACGAAAAAUGAGUAAUGAAAUAACCGAAUGAGUAUAGCCUAUAUAGAGACCAAAAUCCGAUCGGUUACCAUUAGAAUAGCAUGUAACCGACUCUUCCCCAUUCACAAUGGUACGAUUAAUAAUGUUACCUUCGAUGCUCUAUAAGACGUAUCUGGUUACAAAAGAGGACACUUUUAAAGCGUUUAUCUUUCUCUAAAGUUGUGAACAACAUGAAUAAUGAACAAGCACUCUGUUAAGCCGCGCAGGUAGAAGGUAGUUCAAUGGGUGUGGCAUAAAGUUAAUUACUCUUGACUCGCUUUGUCAAAAACUCAGAUUUUUCAUCUUCAGUGCUUUCGCUGCAAUUUCAUGAUACGUGCUUUAAGUAACCAUAUAUUGAUUACCUUAUUAUCCACGCUCGUGAUUGUUUUGUACCGAAAACUUUCGUGAUCACAGCAACCCUUUCCUUUUCGAGGCACCGAGGUAUCGCUCUUUGCGCUAUGUCUACUUUUAUUCUUGAAAUAAUAUCGCCACCACCUAGUCGUUGUUUUGAUUAAAGCUUCUUUGCUCAGUGGUUUUAUUCAUUACAGAUAUAUCUGCCAGCAUUUCUAUGCUUGAGAAAGAAAAUAAAAGGCACUGGGUUUAGAUUUUUAGCACUAAAGGGUAUGUCUGCAUCUAAGCGCAUUGUUAUUGGAUGUUACUAACUUACCACUUAUAUAGCCAAAGACCCACCAUUACUAUUUAUCAAAUAUGAUUCGCGUUGAUUCUGAAGUUGCUCAAAUUUUUCGACCUGUUAGAUAGUUCCGACUACGCGCGAAUGAAAAUAAGUACUCUGUUGUAACGGUGACGCUAAAAAAUAGGGUUUGUUAUUAUAGCCUUGCUCCAUACGCAAUUUGUACUUAAAAGGAUGCUUCUGAGAAAAUUCUAAGCUUGUCGACAUAACCAAAAUGAAAAUAAUUUUUUUAUUCCGUUUCUUCGAAGUAAAUUUUUGGUUAGAAAAUGCUUAGUUGUUAGACUGUUACAAUAAACCUAGCUAAACGUAGUGAUAGUUUCAGUGGUAUUAGUCUACGGAUCAGGAUUUCUUAGUACAGCUAAAUGGGCUGUUUAUUUUGUAAAACACAAAGAACCAUUCGGCUAAUCCUCUUAUUGAGUUACGAGUACCCUUCAGAUAAAGCCAGUCAUUAGCGAAGGGUCUUUUCGCCUUUCCGAUAUUGGACGAGAUGGCUGUAUGCUCGAUGAUACCCGUACCACAGAGCAAAUGUGAAACGAGCAACAAAUGUCGACUGAUACUGUUUUAGCUAAACGUAAAAUUAAGGACAUAACAAGUUUCAUAAUACGAAAUCUAUGAUAUAUUAUUACAUUGUUUAUUCGCAAGUAAUUUCUAGCUAUUUCUGGCAUCUAUUCGAAUCACUAGGAGUUCGGCCAGAACUCUGCGCAAGUAUUGUUUGAUAAAUUAAUAAAUUGUCAUUUUUCAAACUGAUGGAACUUAACGUUUGACUACAAUAUAAAUAUAUCGAAAUUAAGACGUAUCGAUGCUACCGUCCAAAUGAGACUCCAGAAUAAAGACGCGUAAGAUGAAGAUUCAAGAACAAAACUGAAACUUCUCUUUAAAUUAAAUCAAGUUCUCAGUCCUGAAUCGAAUUUUGUGUUCUAUGGAUAAGAAGAGGUACACACGCUUUGAAACCAAAAAUAAAGUUGAAAUUUUAUAUCUCCAAUAUGUUUGUAUUUCCGUUCAAAUAUAAUUUCGUCGAAACCGAAAAAAAAAAUAUUGAACUACCACAUUCUUUUUUUUAUAUGUUUCAGUGUAACCUAAGCUGAAAUACUCGUAAUAUUUCCUGAGGAUCCAGUCAAAUCCGCCUAUUUAUUCUUCAAUGUUAAAUGAUUAAAACGAAUAAAACAGCUCAUAUAACUGUAAUUAGUUUGUACAACAUUAAGUUAGUGAGCGCGAGUUGCACAGUAUCAGACGAAUACGGCGCUAGUGAAGUCUUGUCCGCAUAAUGUUUACAAAUAUUUGCCAUUAUUGAAUCAUUGAUUAGUAGUUUAUUAAUGUCGAUUCGUAAAUGUUAUCUACAAAGGAAAGCGUCGCUUCCACUUAGUUGAUUAGCCCACAUUGAAAUCGAUGAAGUGGCAAAACUCGAUCUGUGUGCAAAAGGAUGUAUUUUCUUCCAGAAUUUGUUUCCUGAUUAUUUGGUUGUUUUUGUUAGAAAUGUAAACUAACGUACAAUGCUGGUAUAACGGACCGUUGUGUGUUAUAGCUCUAAUACUUUAACGCGAAGUUUGCACCUACAGCAACAAAUAGAACUGUCUCAGGCAGGUGGUUAGAAAGUUAACAAGUUUACUGCGAACAAAAGUAAAUCGAGUAUUCUGUUUUUGUCAUUGUAAUCACUGAAAAUCGAUUAAGAUAGAACUAUUGAAUCGCCAACAAUGGUCCAAAACUCUGACAAUCAAAUAAAAAUAAUAAAAUAAUAGAAAAAAAGGUACGAGUAUAACAGGACGCAAAAGGUCAUGCAAAUCAACAAAGCGGGUUAAUCGUGUCAUGAAACGACACGUCUAUAUACCCUAUUCGGGCUAUCAGACGUUUUCUGAAUGAACUGAUUAUACCAGUGGCUCUUGAUAUAUCUCGCUCUACCGCGUUCUUGGCGGCCACGGUCUCGAAUAUUUCUGCACAGUAACGGAGUUGUAUAAGCAAACCUUUAUUCCAUUUGCAUUUCGUUGCUUCUUGUUAUUAUUAUCAAAUAUUACUAGCGGCUACAUAUUUGCUUUUGCGAUUUUCCGUGUCAUUUAUUGCACAUUUCUUAAAGACUUUUCUCAUAUGGGCCAAACUAAUCACAUCACUAUUUCAGACUAGUUACACUUCAUCAAAAAACCACUCUCUAUUAUAAUCAUAUCGCUGCAUUAAGUACGUCUAUUGUUUGUCCCAUAUCAGAUCACUGCUUUGAAACUACCUACGAUAUUUUAAAGAGAUGCUGAUUCCGCAUGAGACAGUCUUCAUUCAUCAUAUCAUAUCAAACUAAUAGUUUUCAUUUUUGGCCAAUACGACCAUAGACGGUAAUUUCCAUAUUAACCAAUCAAAUCAACUAGCAAAUUCGUCUAAAUAUUAAUUUUUUAUCCAGUUUCGACAGGUUAGCGAGUUUUAGUGGGGGAGUCUAUGCGAAUUUAGUUAUAAAACGUUCAAAAUAGCGUUCAAAAUAAUACGGAUUCUGCCUCAUUUGCUAUUGGUUUAUUUACGUCUGCUCACUUAAACUCGUUCUUCGGAAGCUACUACGAAAUCUUUGACAGCCAUACAUAUUUUGUAAGUUUGGAAUAGUACGGGCAUUUUGGCGCCACUGGUUUAGUUCAAACGAGCAGUUCUGGGUUCUAAUGUUGAUCUUGCUGACUUAAGUCCUUGCUACCAUCGUUGACUAUAGUCAACUCGGCAACUCGCAGCCGCCAUCUUAAUUUCGACUCAUUCUGGCCGCGACGAAUGAGCGAGCCACAGUUACUGGCUGUGAAUUUAGUAUCUGAUCGAGGUGCGACAAGUUGAGUACGACGGACAGUGGUGAGUCCGUCACCUACUCGGCUCAGCACAAAUCUAGCCAUGUCGCUGACUGAAGUGGCGCAUCUGAGUCGUGAGCAGCUUCUCCAGCGUGAAAAACAGCUGCAAAGUCAACUCGCUCAACAGCGAGUUCGGCCAUCUGCGCCUUUGGCGCCAUCUGCUGCUGCUCUUCGAUAUAAUCAUAGGGGACAGUCAUAUGGCGUUUACCGCAGCACGUUUCCAGUCCGCACUGGUGCCCCGCAACGUUCAAAGCUGAGCAAUGCAAUCAUCAGACAGCCUGUGCCAAACGCACACCACUCGCAUAAUCGUGUCUUUGUCCGGAAAAAGGAACUACCCACUAUAGAAGCAACUACAGUCGACAUCCCGAGUAUCACACAGAUUGCUCAAGGUCGACUUUCGCCAGCAGGCUCACUUGCGAGUGUCUCGAGUAGUGUGAGCUCAGUGAAGGAGGCUCAUGAUGAGCCGCCCUCGUCAACGAGUACGUCAUCGAUUCCCUCACCGCAAAGCUUGCCAGCAUCUUCCUCAUCCUCCUAUUCCAUAAUGGAUUCCGUUGUCGCGCAGAUAUCUCCGAUACAAACACCUACGCCGCCGGAUGAGGCGCCGAACUGGGCCCGGGUUGACACCAGACUAGUGAUUCCGCUUGGAGAUAACUCUUCAGAUGAUUCAGACGGGGAGGACAUGGCUGUCCAAGCCCACAGAGAAGCCCUCCACCGCAUCCUGCAUCCUGUUAAGGAGGUGAAACAGCCCCUGGCACAAGGAUCUCAGUCUAUCGUAUUCCGGACAGCAACUAAGCUUGUCAAGCAUGGCGCAUUGCACAGACCGUCGGCAACUGCUGUCGCCGCCCUAAAAGCUGCCGUCGUCGCAUCUCGCCACAGUAAAAUUGGCAGCUUAGAUAUGAAAUACAUUCUAACCAAUAGCAGUAAUAUUCAGAAAUCCAAGAAGUCGAACCAUCAUCAUAACAUUAGUCAUAGUAAUAAUAAAAGCAUUACCAACUGUACUCCUAAUUUUAUGAGCAGCAGCAAUAGUAAGAAGCACCCGACUAUCGUUGCUCGGAGUAGUCUGCAACCCAAAUUGUUGUCGUUAGCGUCGCCUUCUGCCUCGUCCACUGCUGCAUUGCCCCCAUAUUUUGCCACCGCAAGCGGCUCACCAGGCAAAGGGCUCCGUCAGGUGUCUAAGUUUAAGCUGACUACGAUUUCAAAUAGUCGAUCAUCCGAACUUAUUCCCGGUGGUAGUAUUAGCAGCAGUAACAGUAAACAAUCAGGCCUCAAGCGACACUCAGCAGCGCACGUUACUUCGGCAUUCGGCUUGCCGUCGGCUCAUCGACUUCUUAUCAAGGCGGCAAGUUCUCCGAGUUUGAAGAAACUACCAGUUCACCCAACGCGCUUUAAACUCACGCGGGAGAUCAAUUCUGCUAAUUCAACUUUGGGUGCGACCCGUUCCGGGGUCCAGGCUAGUGGCGUGUCUAUUCUUAGUGGACGUAUAGUUAAGAAAAGUUCUUUGCGACUACAAAAUCUUUUAAUGCUACGCGGUGUCCCGUUCCAGACUUCAAAGGGUGGCAAAGUUCUGAAACGGAUAAACACUAGUUUGCAUCGAAGGGGUCAAGCAGUAAGUGCUUCAAGCGUAGGCCUGCAACAAAGUUUUAGGCGUUUCAAGACAUCACGAAUGGCGUCAGGAACUGUGCGACAGGUUAUGGGAAAAGCCACAACGACGGAAAGCAUCGUUGGCCGUGCGGUAGCCAGUCACCUGGUGAGCCGAAGUAUCUUCGAAUUAAACAAUAAGAGGCGUCUUCAAGCUACACCCAGUCUAUCUAGCCAAGGAAAAGGCAAAGAAGCCAAGGAUUGCCUGUUCUACAUCCGUUUCGGGAAAUGCCACAAAGGAGAUGCUUGCAAGUUUACCCACGAUCCUUCUAAAGUGUCUAUAUGUACCCGUUUUCUCAAGGGCACAUGCAAAUCCACGACGUGCCCGUUUAGCCAUGAAGUUAGUGCGGACCGCAUGCCGUUGUGUUCCUAUUUUCAGCGGGGACAAUGCACGGCUCAAGCGUGCCCAUACCGGCACACUUAUUUCCGCAAAGAUGUGCCAUAUUGCCUCGACUUUCUUCAGUCAUUUUGUAUGAAGGGGGAAAAGUGUACGAAACAGCACGUACUCGUUUGUAUGGAUCCCGAAUGCAGUCGCGACCCGAAAAAAUGUCCAUUAAGGCACAAAAAAUCGAGGAGUAAAGACUGUUUCAGUGGCAAAACAACUCAACGCAGUCGCAAAAAGCGCAAAAAGGUUGUGCUAGUAGCGAAAGACGUGUCGAAAGAGGCGUGGCCGGAGUUCGUGACACUAACAGACGACCAAGACGCAAGUAGCGUUGGUGGUGAUCUAGUCGAUGAGGCGGACGAGGAGGUUCAAGUGGAGAUGCCAUCGCGAGCUCGGAGUCGUCGUCUAAAACGCUUCUUAGAACGUCGGGCUCGGCCAAUAUGGCCAGACUACAGUGUGCAACUUAGCGCUGUGCGUCUGGAUUCACGUCAGUUAACUCGAAUGCCUGGUCAUAGAUUGCGUCAGCUAACGAAGAAAGCCCGCUGGAUGAGGCGAGUCCCACGACCGAUACGCAUUCCCGGAGAAUUUAUCCCGCUGAUAGUCAGCGACGAUCGGGCGUGUAAUAAUGAGGAUGGUGUCUGUCUUAAAACAGACAUGAGCACUUCGCUCCGCUCCGAGGAGAAGCCCCUGAGCCGAGACCACUGGUCAGAAGUUUCGGAUGUUGAGGUAAGCGUAACGGAAGACGAUAUGUUGUUGGAACUCACUUACGGCGAUGCAAUAAACCUCGCGAGAAAAAGGGAGAACAGCAUUGCUAGCGAACUUUCCGUGUCAUCAUACACGUCACCGGAGUCCGAUUAUUCUUCGAACGAUGAAAGUUCGGCUGAUGCUGAUAAUGGAGCUAAUAAGCAGUAUGAAGAAAAGGAUUGGCUCUUGGAGUAUCUAUAUAGUUUGGAGAAGUCUCCGUCGCCCUCGCCGGAGCCCGAACGGCUGGACAAUUAUGGGCCGAUAUACGAGCACUGGGAGUUCCAAAUUGGUGAUAAGAUUAGAAAGGCUAUUUAUCGAUAUAGGCGGCGCAAGAGACGGCAUAUAAGAAGGGAAGAACGAAAACGAGGGGUUUCUGCUAGCGCAAUUGCGAAGAAACGUGAGUUGAUUGCCGAGGAUUAUAUUCCAUUGUGGACUCAGGAAGAAGGCGAAAUUUUAUCCGAAGAUGAAGUUGAGGGAGUGGAUCUCGAUGUGGUCGAUAUGGAGUUGGCCAGUGACGUCGAAGAGGGUGCUAGUACACAGGGUUUACUGAGGGGUUCGCCAAUAGGGGCGGAGGAGAUCUCAUCGGAUGAAGAGGGCUUGGCGAAUGCCAGUGAAGAUGAAGCAGUGAACGAAGGACGGUCCAGAUUGAAACAGGGUGCUGCAGUUCACAUCAAUGGAGCUGAAAUCAUUAGCGAUGUCGAGGACAUCAGUGACGUCGAGGAAGGGGAGGUAUUCUAGGGAUGGAUGCGGCCCACAUCCGACCGAGGAAGAAGAGGUUAGUGGCCUGAUUCCUGGCUUUUGGGAGUGAAAAAGAGAAUAACAAAGGUUUUCCACAGCUGAUGGUAAACCAUGUGGUGAUCAUGAAUCUGGCUGAGUCUACUAUGGAUGCAGUGUGCGCGCGUCAUGUAAAGUCGGAAAAGUGCGAGAAGGGCCUAGUAACGGAUAUUUCCUUGCAGGUUUCCUCUGGGCAGAAAUGCUGGACAUUUGGUUUCGGCAUUUCGUGUGCGCCGGCAAAAGCGACCCUAGGCUUGGUCUCGUAGAAGCUGAGCUUUGGGACGCUUUGACCGCCAUACGACCCAAGGUAAGUGUUUGUGUGAUUGAGUACCAUACUUGAGCGUUUGGUUGGAUGGUGACAGUGUUCUGUCUUGCUACACGCGCAGCCGCAGUGGUAAUUUAUUCCAGUCUUGGAUUUGUUCGACCUUGCAGAGUGUUGUUCUUACAUCUUCUUUACGAAAGUUCUCCCCAAAUUCACACUAGAAAUUUUCGAUGUUAUGAUUGGUACCACGUCUCGGCACCUGAAGAUAAAGGUACCGUUAAUUUAUUCUCUGGGAAAAUAAAGCAAGUGCAAUCAAGUACCCGUUAUCUCAGUUGUAAUAAACGAAUUGUAUUAUCACAUUCACUAUAAUUAUUCAUCUGUUAACACUGUCCUUUAUGUUCAAUCA
Varroa destructor (honeybee mite) is the source of this 9961-nucleotide messenger RNA. RefSeq lists its product as uncharacterized. Gene Ontology annotation, molecular function: RNA binding; metal ion binding. NCBI's taxonomy places the organism in Eukaryota, Metazoa, Arthropoda, Arachnida, Mesostigmata, Varroidae. The record is from RefSeq and is a predicted model, not a curated record.